Molecule: messenger RNA, 1779 nt
Organism: Trypanosoma brucei brucei TREU927
Lineage: Eukaryota; Euglenozoa; Kinetoplastea; Trypanosomatida; Trypanosomatidae
Exons: 1
Coding region: 1-1779 (592 amino acids)
Source: RefSeq, a predicted model, not a curated record
AUGCGCCGCUUUUGUGGGGUUUCCGCGGUUUUGUUUCCUCCAUGGCAAUGGGUGAGGUUUCAAGGGACUGAAAGCACUGAAGCGUCCAUACGGCGGCGGGUUCAAGAAGCCAUUCAAAAGGCUCGAAAAAGCAACCGCGUCACGUGGGUUCCCAUUGCUUGCGUUUCAUCAUAUCUUCCAGAUGACGUCCGCGAGGAACUUGCGUCAGUAGGGGGUCUUGCGGGGUAUUGCCGGAAUCAACACCAAAAGCAGCAAGGACCACAAAUGGGGGAGGGCUCAGGUGGUGCUCUUUUUGCUGUAAAAGUUGUGGAUGGGAUGCUUUGUGUGAAGAUGACUGACGGCAACAUCCGCAAGGGUUCCAUGGGAGGACGUUUAGAAAACAGUAACUUGGUUGUAUCCCAGGAGUUGCUGCAUUUUUUGAGGCAACUUCCCGAUCAACCGGUAGCAAUAGCGGCGUGUCAGCGUGCAUGGGGUUUAUCUUCCGAGGAAGCCGUCGAAUGUGCCGUAUGGAAUGCGUUGAAAGAGUUGGAAUGUAGUUUGCGGCGUAGGGAGGCCAACUUACCCAGCGUAUCUUCCUAUGUCCAGAUUGGUUUUGUGGGGAAGCGACCUGCGUUCAUUUCACAGGGUCGCUGCACCAUGGCGUUGCUUCGUGAAGAGGAUCCUUCUACGGAGAGAGAUACAUAUACGUGGUUUGAUGAAGAUUUUUCUCCUCAGUACGACCUUUGGCGCAUGUCGCGGUUUCUUUUAACGGAGGAUUUCACUAGCAUUCAACAUGUCGACAUACAAACUAGAGGUAUCAUUCAGACGCCGCUGCUGCAGGUAGCCAUGACGUACCCUGAGAGGAUAUCGCUGCAAUUGGGAUCAACGGUUGACCGCAGCAAUGCCGUUGAGGGUCGUUAUUAUGUGAAUGGUCGAUCACAUCAUGAGGUCGAUGAGGUGAUUGGAUUGAAAUUUAUUUUAUCGGAGGAUGAGGUUGCGAAGCACCUGAAGUUUACCAACAGCCGACUAAGCAACCUCACUGAGGAAGAGCUAAGUGCGGAGCGGGCGAAGUUAAAAAAUAUUCCGCCUCUUCGAAGGAGUAAAUUGCGUCGGGCUGUUGUUCGUGAGGAGUUCCGACGACGAUUUCCCCUCGGUAAUGUGUUUUUAAACCCAAAUGUUGUGGCGUUUCACGUGUACGAUUUGAUGACACCGGGUGAGUGGCACAGCAACUCGGUACUGCGUGAUACGGUGCUGCCUGACGGUGGUAAGGGUUGCAUGCACGUUGGUGUGGAUUUCUUUGACCAGUUCCCACAUCUUUUCAUUACUCAAGGGGUUUGCACAACCACUGUAAAUGUGAUGCGGAGGGAGCAGGGAAUGGAAGCCAUUUUGGGUGAUGGAGAAAUAUGGAAGCGAACAUCGUUCCGCGAUGAAGAUAUUCUUCUUUCUAUGCUCCAAAAUGUGUCACACAAGUUGGACGAGUGGGCUGAGGGUAAACCGUUGUCGAUAUUUGUUUCCCGUCUUCCUCGGCAUAUGUUUAAGUACCUUCAGAAAAAUGGUGGUGCGGCGAUUGGGUUGGCGGGAAUAUUGAAGAAAUAUCCGGAGGCUUUUGAGGUUACUCCAUGUGAGGGGGGAAAUAUGGAGUCAGAUGUCAACCACUGGUUCGUCCGUCCGUUGCGUGAUGGUGUUGAGUCCCUUGGAGUGCGACUCAUUAGUAAAUUACAAACUACUGACGACCCGAAAGAUUCAUCCAAGGUGGAGGAGGAUUUCGAUUCUACACCGCAGGAGAGGGGGGGCAACUGA